AUGAAAAUGAGUGAAGAGAUCGAACUCGAGGUCGAAGAACAGGUGAUCGAAGACGACAUGAUUGGCUGUCUCAUCGAAGAGCAGUUCCAGGAGAUCGCCGAAGAGGUGAUGAUCGACGACGAGGACGUCGAAGAAGAGGUGGUGUUGAGCGCAGAGAACGGCAUUGACUUCGAGGACGAAGAGAUCGGCGAACGCGAAGAGGAGGAGAACUCGGAGAACGAGCUGUUGAUCGACGCGAACGCCGCCGACGGCAAAGUGGGCGAAAACCAAGUGUACCAGUGGUCGGCCUUCACUGGACUGCGCGUGAAGAGCUUCUCGGCGGACGAGUUGUCGCACUUCAGACGGCCGUUCGAGUUGGGAUGGAGGCGAGAGGUGGUGUUGAGGGGAACGGUGACGAGCAGUGGCAAGAAGAUCGGCGACGUCUACUACUUCUCGCCCGACAAGAAGACGAAACUGCGCUCUUAUGUGGAGAUGGGAUUGUUCCUGAAGAAGGCCAGCUCGGGGUUGGCGCCCGAGAACUUCACGUUCGCGCGACAACCCAUUUAUCGCCCGCCGCAGGAGAUCGUGCGCCACGCCAUGCAAAGGGGCGGCGGAACGCACACUCUGACGGCCUCCCACAUCAUCGACUCGGCGCCCUUCACGCCGGCGCCCGUUGUGGACGAGGCGGCGCUAGUGUCGCCCUCUGCCAGUCGUUCGGCGCGCAACUCGACGGCCAGCGAAUCGGAAGAGCAGUUCUCGAUGUCGAUAGCGGAGGGAAGAGCGAAGAGGAAGCGCGUGGCGCCGACGCGCUUCGAAGACGAAGACUACUCGGAGUCGCCGCUGAAGAAGAAGGGCCAGAGAGGGGAACGGCCUUCCAUUGGCUCGAACGGCGUUCCCACAGCCAAUCCGGUGUCGAGUUCCAAAAGUUCAAACUCGACCCAAAAGCCGACGAUUGGUCCGAAACCGCAAUUGUCUCUUCAGGAAAAGCGACGACAACUGCAACACCAACUUCUACAACAAGUUCACGAGCAGACCAUGAAGAAGGCGGCGCUCGAGACGGCGAACAAAGCGCCGGAAAAGCCGACAGUGACGCCGCCUAACGGAGAGAACGUGGAAACUGUGGAGAAGUCGGAAAAAGUGGAAAAACCGGAAAUAAUUGCCGAAAAAAGCGAAGAAAAAAGUCCGGAAAUAAACGCCAAAACGAAUGUCGAAAUUCCGGAUUCGAAACCGACGGAAGAAAAGCCGGAAAUCGCGGAAAAAGUGGACGAAAAAGAGCCAAAAGUGGAGGAGGAGAAGACGACAGCGGAAGUGGUGGACAACAGCGCGUCGACGACGAGUGGCGCCCCCUGUUCGAUGCACUGCCCCGGCCGGCGCGGAAUGCUGCCGAACCUGAUGUGUUCGCGCUGUUUCUGUUUGUAUCAUUUGGAUUGCGUUCCCAAAGGCGUGUUCCUGGAAGAGCCGCGAGUCUUCGUGUGUCCCAACUGUUUGAAACCCGAAGACACGAACCGUUCGAACGCCAAAACCAACGGUUUCUCUUCGGACAACUCGGAGUCGCUUCUGAUCCCCAAAACACAACUCUUCGUCCAGAACUCGGCGCCCAAUCACAUCCCAAUCAAGUCGCGCUCCACUUUCGCGCCCAUUCUGCCCAAACCGCCGAAUCUUCAGAAUCAACACAUCUUUCAGCAAACCGUGAAACACAAGAGACAGCAGUUCUCGGCGUCCACUCCUCUCGCGCCCUUCAACAAGAGCGCCGCCAUGAACGUGAAGCUGCCGAUCGGGACGCACCUGUACCGCGUGGCCACCGGCCCCAACGGCCACUCCAUGAUCGUCAAGGACAAGUCCAUCAAACCCAAAGUGGCCACCGCGCCGGCGCAGCGCCCGAACGGCAACCCGAAGCGCGCGCCGCAACUCUCAUCCCUUCCGCAUUACAAGCCGGCGCCCAUCGCUCCGAUCGGACCUAUGAAGCACACGCCACAGGAGCUCGAGCGCCAGUUGCGCCGCUUCCUCGAGCCGGCGGUGAAAGACAGGAAGAAGCGCGGAUAUCGCGAUUGGAUGAAUAAAAGGCGCUCCACAGUGACGUCACUCGUGACGCCGUACGCGUGUCUCAACCACGUGCUGUCGUACCUGACUGUCGCCGAUUUGGUGCGUUUGCGUCACGUGUCGCGCGAUUGGUUGCACCUGUCGUCGCAGCCCUUCCUGUGGCGCUGCGUUCGCCUGAAAGGCAUUCCGGUCAACGAUUGGCUGUUUUUGGCGCGAAACAUAGUGGAAGUGAACGCGAGUCUGGAGCUGGACUUCGACGCCGUGAAGAGCGGCACCGAUUUGUGCGACUUUUGGCGCAACUUCUCCACAAUCGUCGACUACAUCAAGAGCGUGCGGACGCUGCGCUUCGGCGCCAUCCCGACGUUCGUGUUGGAGGAGGUGGUGAACGCGGCCGUCACAGACAACCCCUACAACUCGUUCGCGCACUUGGAGACGCUGUCUGUGCGCCACUGCUUCGAAGAGGAGUCGGAAGGCAAACAGUGCUCUCUGCACUUCCUCUCCGACUUCCAGACCCUCAAAGCGCUGAAGCACUUGCACGUCAACUCCAAGAACGGCUUCAGCGGCGACGCCGACUCCGUGCAGCUCCUGUCCAACGUGUUCGCGGAGAUGGCGCUCCAGUCGCUGGUCAUGACGUCACUCAAGGACUUCUCGUCACGUGAUUUCGUGUUUCUCCGAUCGCUGAAUGGAAUCGAAAGUCUGGAAAUCGGUUCGUGUCAACAAUGGUUCCACACCGACGACGACGUCACCGUAGAGGACAACGCGCAACCGGAGGACGGCCUGAAGGGGGCGUUCCUCUAUCUGUCGGAACUGCAAACGCUGCGCACUCUGCGAUUGGUCGACAUUUCGAUCGACGAUUUGUCGACUUCUUUGCCGAAAACACUGGAAUUGCUGUCGAAUCUCGAAUCGCUGACAAUCGACAAUCUGCGCGUCGAGGCGUCGGGCGUGCAAGUGCUGGACCGGAUCUGCGCCGUGAUUGGCGCGCUGCCGCUCACGUGGUUGUCGGUGUCGACGGGCGACGCCCACAGCAACCGCUUGUGUUGCGAAAUGCUGAAGAAGUGCGACCAGAAGGCGCUGCGCGUGGAGUGGAAGGUGGAAGUGCUGGUGGAGGACAGCGGCGAGUGCUUCGUUCCGUUCCACAGAGACGACAACGCGGACGACGCGGACGUGGAGGGCGAGGGCGAGGAGGCGCGCGACGUGCGCUACAUGGACCUGACGUUCCUGAACGAGCUGCUGCAGUCGGAACUAAGCCACGCCUCCAUCGAGAUCAUUCCGCAAUGAAAUAUUUAUUGACAAUAAAAACAAC
Molecule: messenger RNA, 3322 nt
Organism: Medioppia subpectinata
Lineage: Eukaryota; Metazoa; Arthropoda; Arachnida; Sarcoptiformes; Oppiidae
Source: the annotation of a GenBank genome assembly